Molecule: messenger RNA, 961 nt
Organism: Ceutorhynchus assimilis (cabbage seed weevil)
Lineage: Eukaryota; Metazoa; Arthropoda; Insecta; Coleoptera; Curculionidae
Source: the annotation of a GenBank genome assembly
UUACAAAUUAACAUUACAUAACCUUACAUGUUUCCUGAAAUUAGUGAAAUUACAUAUUUUUUAAAUAAUUUAUAAAGAUUAUAAAAAGUUGCAGAUUAGGCUAUUCUAUAAUUUCAAUUUAGUAAUCAACCACAAAUGUGACUGCCUAUCUACAACUGUUCAGCAAAGUUUUUUUAAACAAGAAAAGGUAUGAUGAUGAAAAAUCCAAAGCCCAUUUUAAGUUUGCAACAGUUUAUUCUUAAGCAGGAAGUCAAGAAUCUAUACCGCCAAAUAUUUCGUACUAUAAAAGAAGUACCUGAUAAAAAUUACCAAGAAGAAUUGAAGCAGUGGGCAAGAACAGACUUUAGGGCAAAUUCAAAUCAUACAGAUGAAACAGUUAUUAAAAUGUAUAUACAAUAUGGAAAACGAUGUUUGAGAGAAUUGGAAAAUAAUGUUGGCCUAGCAAAAGCAAAAUAAUACUUGUUUGUAUUUAUACAGUUUCUACCUAAUUAUGGAUUAAAUUAAUUGAAAACAAGUAUAGGAGUGGACAACACUAAUAGAGAAUCUGGAUGAUGGAUAAACAAAUAUUUUUAGAGAAGAAUAAAAUAAAAGAUUUUCUAGUCAUAUUUAUACAGGGUGACUCUUAAGUGAAUUUUAAUCUCCAAAUUUUUGAGGAGUAUCUGCCUCUUCCUUAAAUGUUAUUGAGGCGGUAAUUUGAAUUCUGUCAUUUACUAGAUUGAUAUUAUGUAAAUAAGAUUAAAGAAAACUCAAUAAUAAUUUGACUGUGUAUUUAUUAAGAUGCUAUAUGCAUUUAUAUAAAAUACAAAAAUAUGAAAGCAGUAAAUCCAUUAUUAGGCUGGUGUUGCUUGAGAACUUAACUAUGUGACACACUUUAUGUUAAACUAGUAGAAUCUUGCAGUUUUCUAUAAUAACAAGAACAAUGAAUACACAAGAUAUACUAUCAAAAUAAUAGUACUUAUCC